Arachis ipaensis is the source of this 1458-nucleotide messenger RNA. RefSeq lists its product as uncharacterized. NCBI's taxonomy places the organism in Eukaryota, Viridiplantae, Streptophyta, Magnoliopsida, Fabales, Fabaceae. The record is from RefSeq and is a predicted model, not a curated record.
AUGUCCUGUGUGGCAGUGUCACUACUUACUAGCUCCCUGUCACUCUGCGUUUCUGCUUCCCGCGACUCAUUGUAUCGCUGCGAUUCUCCCGUGUGGCUCCGUUCUCCGUCGGUUUCUCCUUGCAUCGCCGCCACGCCGCGUCUAGUGGUUCUCACUUCUCAGGCUAAAAAGAAUUAUCAAAUUCACUUGACAGCCACAAUUGAUUGUAUUAUAUUUCUUUUGCGACUAGGAUUGGCCUUUCGUGAUAAUGAUGAAACAGAUGAUUCUGUUAAUCAAGAAAAUUUUUUGGAACUUCUAAACUUUCUUGCACAAUAUAAUGAAGAGAUUGAUCAUGCUUUUAAAAAUGCUCGUGGGAAUCUUAAACUAAGAGCUCCCUCAAUUCAAAAAGAUAUUGUAAGAGCGGCUGCAAGUGAAACGACAAAAGCUAUUGUAAAUGAUCUUGGGGAUGAAUUGUUUGCUGUUUUGGUUGAUGAAGCUCGCGAUAUUUCUAUUAAGGAGCAAAUGUCGAUUUGUUUAAGGUAUGUGAAUAAAGAAGGGCAAGUUAGGGAGCAUUUUCUUGGUCUUGUUCAUAUUUCUAAUACUAAUGCUUUAUCUUUAAAAUUAGCAUUGGAGUCAUUAUUAGAAACAUAUAAUUUAAGUUUAUCAAGAGUAUGUGGCCAAGGAUAUGAUGGUGCAAGUAAUAUGCAAGGAGAAUUUAAUGGUUUGAAAACUUUGAUAUUGGAAGAAAAUUCUUAUGCUUUCUAUGUACAUUGCUUUGCCCACCAACUUCAGUUAGCUUUUGUAACGAUUGCAAAAAAACAAGUUGAAAUUGCUUUGCUUUUUAAUUUGUUAACCAAUUUGUGCAAUGUUGUUGGAGUUUCGUGUAAACGAAGAGAUAUGCUUCGUGAUAGUCAAAUGACUAAGACAAUUGAAGCAUUACAAAGUCGAGAAAUUUCUAGUGGACGUGGUUUGAAUCAAGAAAUAGCUUUAAAAAGAGCUGGAGAUACUAGAUGGGGUUCACACUAUGGAACUAUACUUCGAUUAAUUUCUUUGUUUCCUUCCAUGGUCAAUGUUCUUGAAUAUGUUGAGAAAGAUGAAAAUAAUUCAGAACAAAGAGCUGAAGCAUGUCAUUUAUUGAAUGUCAUUCAAUCUUUUGAAUUCAUUUUCAACUUGCACUUGAUGAAAAACAUCUUGGAAGUUACUAAUGAAUUAUCUCAAGCGUUACAAAGGAAUGAUCAACACAUUGUAAAUGCUAUGGCAUUGGUUAAAGUUUCUAAGCAACGGUUGCAAACUAUAAGAGAUGAUGGUUGGCCUCUUUUACUUGAUGAAGUCUCAUUGUUUUGUGACAAACAUAAUAUUACCAUUCAAAAAAUGGAUGAUAUAUUUAUGUCACAAGGAAGAUCAAGAUGCAAAGCUCAAAAGAUCUCAAAUUUGCAUCAUUUUCAGAUUGAGAUAUUCUAUCAAGUAGUUGAUAGAUAA